Molecule: messenger RNA, 1470 nt
Organism: Volvox carteri f. nagariensis
Lineage: Eukaryota; Viridiplantae; Chlorophyta; Chlorophyceae; Chlamydomonadales; Volvocaceae
Gene: nuo6
Product: NADH:ubiquinone oxidoreductase 51 kDa subunit
Exons: 12
Coding region: 1-1470 (489 amino acids)
Biological process (GO): mitochondrial electron transport, NADH to ubiquinone
Molecular function (GO): NAD binding; NADH dehydrogenase (ubiquinone) activity; 4 iron, 4 sulfur cluster binding
Source: RefSeq, a predicted model, not a curated record
AUGCAGAGGACUGGAGGCCUAGUGGCCCAGCUUGCUAGCGUUCAGCUUACUGGCGCGCUGCAGGAGCUAAAGACUGGGGUGCUGAGGGCUUUCAGCACGCAGGCGCCUGCAGCGGGCAAUGUUGCUGCUCCUCCGCCUCCUCCGCCUCCUCCAGCUAAGACCUCCUUCGGCGGACUGAAGGAUGAUGAUCGUAUUUUCCAAAACAUCUACGGCCGGCACGACACCAGCAUCAAGGGUGCCAUGUCUCGGGGCGACUGGUACAUGACCAAGGAGCUCGUCCUGAAGGGCCGUGACUGGAUUAUCGACCAGAUGAAGAAAUCGGGCCUCCGUGGCCGCGGCGGUGCUGGCUUCCCCUCCGGUCUGAAGUGGAGCUUCAUGCCAAAGGCGAUGGCCUCUGACGGGCGACCCAGCUACCUGGUGGUGAACGGUGAUGAGUCGGAGCCUGGCACGUGCAAGGACCGGGAGAUCAUGCGGCACGAGCCGCACAAGCUGGUGGAGGGCUGCCUCAUUGCGGGAGUGGCCAUGGGUGCGAGGGCGGGAUACAUCUACAUUCGUGGCGAGUUCGUGAACGAGAGGCGCUCCGUGAUGCGUGCCAUUGACGAGGCCUACGCCAAGGGCUUCCUCGGUAAGAACGCCUGCGGUAGCGGCGUCGACUUCGACCUGAUGGUGCACUACGGAGCGGGGGCGUACAUCUGCGGCGAGGAAACGGCGCUUAUCGAGUCGCUGGAGGGCAAGCAGGGCAAGCCCCGCCUCAAGCCCCCUUUCCCCGCCGGCGUGGGUCUGUACGGCUGCCCCACCACGGUCACCAACGUGGAGACCGUGGCGGUGUCGCCCACUAUCCUGCGCCGCGGCCCCGAGUGGUUCUCGUCCUUCGGCCGCAAGAACAACGCCGGCACCAAGCUGUUCUGCAUCUCCGGCCACGUCAACCGGCCCUGCACGGUCGAGGAGGAGAUGAGCAUCCCGCUGAAGGAGCUCAUCGAGCGACAUGCAGGCGGUGUCCGCGGCGGUUGGGAUAACCUGCUCGCCAUCAUCCCGGGCGGCUCCUCAGUGCCGUUGCUGACCAAGAAGUUGUGUGACACGGUGCUGAUGGACUUCGACGCGCUGAAGGAGGCGCAGUCGGGGCUGGGCACCGCAGCCGUCAUCGUCAUGGACAAGUCCACGGAUGUCAUCGACGCUAUCGCCCGGCUGUCGUACUUUUACAAGCACGAGAGCUGCGGCCAGUGCACACCUUGCCGCGAGGGGACCGGCUGGCUGUAUGAUAUCAUGACCCGUAUGAAGAAGGGCGACGCGCGGCUGGAGGAGAUCGACAUGCUGUGGGAGAUCACCAAACAGAUCGAGGGGCACACCAUCUGCGCUCUCGGUGACGCGGCGGCGUGGCCGGUGCAGGGCCUCAUUCGCCACUUCCGCCACGAGAUGGAAGACCGCAUCAAGAACGCGGGCGCCCGGGAGAAGAUCGCAGCCACCGCCUAA